AUGUCCCGCUACGGUUUAUUGAUCCACCCUGCAUACCUUGAGCAAUAUUUUCCACUUUUAAUGCUUGUCGAAACGGCGCUGAAUUUUGCUCUGUUAGCUGCCUAUCUUGUAUUUUAUCAUCUACUGACCAAGCGUAGGCGUUUUCAUCCAAAUCUAACAUUUCUACUGCUAUUUCAACCCGGCAUGUCGGUGGCGCUCGAGCGUUAUAUUGCUACCAAAAACCUUGCGACCUAUGAAGACCGCAAAAGGCCAGAUUUGCUUGGCGCAAAGAUCGCGUUUUCGAUGGCUCUUUGCUUCACCAUGUUCUGCCUUAUCAUGUAUAAAACCCAAAUAAACUUCAAAACUUCGCGCCUCUUCCUUCGCAUAGCCCCAUUUAAAGCACUCGCUGCAAUAAUACCACUGCUCAUCUACCAGCGGCUGGUCAGCCAUUCGCAAUUCACCCAGACUUUCUGGGCCUACAUCUUGUUUUACGUGGUGAUAUUUGAGCACAUUGUCCAGAUCAGUCUCUACAUAAUUCUGGACUAUGAAUUGAAGACGAGGUUUUUGGCACUGUUCCAAUGUGACUUUUCAAUCUCCGACGCGAAUAUUCGGAAUGCUGAGGGGAGACGCUUGAAAUUUGCCAGCAAAGAGGAAGCCGAAAUCUAUUUUCGACAACUCGAAAAUAUGUGGAAA
Molecule: messenger RNA, 672 nt
Organism: Mesorhabditis spiculigera
Lineage: Eukaryota; Metazoa; Nematoda; Chromadorea; Rhabditida; Rhabditidae
Source: the annotation of a GenBank genome assembly